AUGGAUAAUGAGAACGCAAAGGAUAAAAUAUUUGAGAAGUUUACAUGGAGGAUUAGAAACUUCUCUACAUUAGACUCCAAGCCACUGUACUCCGAGGAAUUUUUCCUCGAUAACCAUACAUGGAGCAUUCUUAUCUAUCCAAAAGGGAACAAGGUGGCCUAUUUGUCAAUUUAUUUAGAUGCUGGGGAUCCUGAUGAUUUGCCUCAUGGGAGGAGAAAAUAUGCAAAUUUCAAGUUGGCUUUGGUUAAUCAGGUCCAUGACAAAUAUAAUGACAUAGAAGAAACUAGCCACGUGUUCAGUGCAAGUGAGACUAAUUGGGGUUUCACAACAUUCACACCUUUAAAUAAACUUUGUGACCCUAGCCUUGGGUUUAUUGUGAACGAUACUUGUAUAAUUCAAGUUCAGAUUUUGGCUAACAAAUCAAAACAUGAGAACCAAGUUGAUCAAUCAGUCAAUAAGAUUGAUUAUAAGAUUGUUGAACGCAUGGAUAAUCCUUUACCCAAGGAAAUGAUCUCAACUUCAUUUGGCGGGCUAGUAGAUUUCAGGGGUCUAGGGAAACUAGAAGAAGAUUUCGUACCACUACUUGAAGAAGUUUGUUCACGAUAUCCCUCACUUAUUGAUAGUAUGCAGAAGAGAAGUCAAAGAUUUAUUGAAUGGGCAUUUACAGCUUUGGGUCGAGUUCUACAUUUUCUCAAGACUAAAAAUGUGAUGAGAGAUAUGGACGAAGAUGCUUAUAAUCAUCUUCAAAUUUUAUGGGAGGAACUCGAAACCUGUGUAUGA
Messenger RNA from Glycine soja, 780 nucleotides. RefSeq names its product ubiquitin carboxyl-terminal hydrolase 12-like. Gene Ontology annotation, molecular function: protein binding. Lineage: Eukaryota; Viridiplantae; Streptophyta; Magnoliopsida; Fabales; Fabaceae. The record is from RefSeq and is a predicted model, not a curated record. The transcript is spliced from 3 exons. Bases 1 to 780 code for a protein of 259 amino acids.